Molecule: messenger RNA, 1895 nt
Organism: Drosophila navojoa
Lineage: Eukaryota; Metazoa; Arthropoda; Insecta; Diptera; Drosophilidae
Gene: Nckx30C
Product: solute carrier family 24 member Nckx30C
Biological process (GO): intracellular calcium ion homeostasis; calcium ion transmembrane transport
Cellular component (GO): plasma membrane
Molecular function (GO): calcium channel activity; calcium, potassium:sodium antiporter activity
Source: RefSeq, a predicted model, not a curated record
UGUUUUUAUUUUAUAUUUAUCGAUAUCAGCUGGCUAUAUAUAUACAUUAGUCGUAUCACUAUAUCGUCGUGAACGUAAACAAAAUCCCUGGAAUAAGUGCAUUAAUUCUUGGAACUGGUUUUUGGGCUCUACCCCUUAGAGACAGGUGACAAGUGCACAGGGUAAUGCGGCCAACUCAUCGGAAACGUCAAUGGCCACACAGCCGGGCGGUUCGGUGACAUCCCGGGCGGCCAGCGAGACCCGCUCGGGUCCAGCCGGUUCGAGCAAUGCGGGCGCUACAGGUAAUAGCAGUGGUGGGACCGCUGGUAGUACACAGACCGGUGCAAAAUUCCGUCAUGGCCUAUUACAGCUAAUGAUACACACCAUAGAUCCACUACACGAUGGCAAAGUGGACGAGAAGGCAACCCAGCUGCAUGCCAUUGCCUCGCUUAAGGUGCUGCUGGAUGCCACAAAGCCGCAACGCGGUGGCGCCACCACCUCGGCGGCCAAUCACGUCAAAAUCAAUCUCAAGGAAACUACGUUGGCCGAUCGCCCCAAUGGGAAUAUCGACACGACGCUCGAUUCGCCAUCGUUAAGUGGUCGACGUCCUAGCUGGAUUGAGCAGAGGGUCAAAAUUCAGACACGCAAAUUUAGCAUCAAAGCGCCCGAAAUAAUGGAGGAUGAUCCAGAGCCUUUGAGCAUGGCUUGGCCGGAUACGGCCCGCAAGCGACUCACGUACGUCCUGGUCGCUCCGCUUCUGGUGCCAAUGUGGCUGACGCUGCCCGACACCCGGACCCCCCGCGGAAAGCGUUACUUCCCCGUCACCUUUAUAGGCUCCAUUGUGUGGAUAGCCGCCUUCUCGUAUCUUAUGGUCUGGUGGGCAAACGUCGCAGGUGAUACGGCGCGAAUACCGCCAGAGGUUAUGGGCCUUACCUUCCUGGCGGCGGGCACAUCCAUACCGGAUUUGAUUACGUCGGUGAUUGUGGCCCGCAAAGGCUUUGGCGACAUGGCUGUGUCUAGCUCCGUUGGCAGCAACAUAUUCGACGUGACUGUGGGCUUGCCGAUACCCUGGCUGCUCUAUGGGAUUAUCUACGAUGCACCCGUUGAAGUGAAUUCGGUGGGCAUGGUGUGUUCCAUAACCAUAUUGUUUAUGAUGCUCGUUUUUGUGGUGCUAUCAAUUGCCUGCUUCCGUUGGCGCAUGAACAAGGGGUUGGGCUUUACCAUGUUUCUACUGUACUUUGUCUUUGUUGCCGUGUCGCUGAUGUUUGAAUAUGAUUUUAUCACCUGCCCCGUGUAAGUCUGCAUCGUGGCAGAUCAGCAACUCUGCAACAAAGACAAAAUGACAAACACCAUCUCACUUUCACACACACACACACACACACGAAGACACAGAGACACACGAAUACUCUCAAACCAAUUAGCUAAAUUUAUAUACAAAACAAAUCAAUGAAUUAAAUUAACAAAUUGACUAAAACUAAUCGAAUUGUUAAACAAAUGCAUAAAUCACAACACGAAUACUGUGAGCAUAACAAACCAAAGCCAAAAACCAAAAGCUGAAGCAAAUAGUAAAGCAAAAUACAAAAAGAUAGCGAAAACGAAAAGCAAGGUAAAAACGGGUUAGUUAGUGCUAUGUGCAGCGUUUUUUCCUUUCCCCACAGAAGAGACAUUUACUUUAAAUGUUUAGCCGCAGCUUUUAAGCAGUUGAAAAUAUAAAACUAAAGCAACACACCCAAACUCACGCACACCCACACAUACACAUACAUUAAACUCUUCAGAUCUAUCUAUUUAUGAAUCUAUCUUUCUCUCUACUCGAACUAUAAACCUAAACUAACGCUAUCUAUUAUUGAGUAUAUACUAUUUAGAUACCAACAAAAAUUACCAAGAAUAAUGGCUUCCCAAUCAAUUACUUUACUUAA